Molecule: messenger RNA, 1062 nt
Organism: Ziziphus jujuba (common jujube)
Lineage: Eukaryota; Viridiplantae; Streptophyta; Magnoliopsida; Rosales; Rhamnaceae
Product: small ribosomal subunit protein eS26y
Exons: 5
Coding region: 126-515 (129 amino acids)
Biological process (GO): translation
Cellular component (GO): cytosolic small ribosomal subunit; ribosome
Molecular function (GO): mRNA binding; structural constituent of ribosome
Source: RefSeq, a predicted model, not a curated record
CUUCCCCAAAACCCCAUUCAGUAUCACCCUUCUUCUUCUUCUGCUGCAAAAACCCUAAAACCCAGAACGGACGACUGCAAAACCUACAGACCUUCUCCUUCUUUUUUCACACCGACAAACCAAUCAUGACAUCGAAGCGCAGGAAUCGUGGACGCAACAAGCACGGACGUGGACACGUGAAAUUCAUCCGCUGCUCUAACUGCGGCAAAUGCUGCCCCAAGGACAAGGCAAUCAAGAGGUUCCUUGUGAGGAACAUCGUCGAGCAAGCUGCGGUUAGAGAUGUUCAAGAAGCCUGCGUUUAUGAUCAGUACACUCUUCCGAAGCUGUAUGCGAAGAUGCAGUACUGUGUUUCAUGUGCAAUUCACUCGCACGUCGUGAGGGUUCGAUCCCGCACGGAUCGCAGGAAUCGUGAUCCACCACAGCGCUUCAUUAGACUCAGGGAUGAUCAACCAAGGCCUGGUCAGCCUGGCCAAGCGCCCCGAUAUGCUGGAGCUGGAAAUCCUGUCCGCUCAUGAACAAGCGGAUCUAGUUAUUUGAACCUGAUGCUUAGGUACCUAAUCAAUUUCUGAAACUGAAUUUUUGGAUAGUAAGUGUUUUUUUCAGCCAUUUUUGGUUGAAGCGAUUUUGAGGAAUAUUUUUAUUAUUCAAUAGGUGCUUGAGUUGAUGAAAUUUUCAUAAAUUCUAAGUUUUGUUACACGGAUUAGAUUUUAUAUUCAUAAUUAAGAAUAUACUUUUUGGUUCUUCCAUAUUUUUUAACCCAACUCCCAUAGGAAUGCUAAGUUUGCUGUUAAUGACUGAGUACCCGAGAGACUGAUUUAUAAUCACGUUGCAACCUGCAAUUUUCAAAUCCCAUACAAGCAGGAUAUUCUACUCUCCAAAACCAAAGCGGUUGGGGGUCCCAUAAUAUCAUAGUGUAACACGUUUUCUUUGCCAUUAUUCUAAUUAAUAUCAGUCCAGUAUACAAAUUGUUCCUUAUUGACAAUAUGAUCCAGUUCGCUGGGCACCCACACAAAAAAAAAAAAAAAAAAAAAAAAAAAAAAAAAAAAAAUGAAAGAUGAGAAA